AUGUCCGAUCCUCUAUACCGCGCCACAGAGAAGUUUAAGACCAUGAUCAAAAUGAGAUCCUGGUCCCCGAAACGAGCGAAGAAGCAACAGGAGGACGGCCGUUGCUACCUAAUGGAAUUACCCACCGAGCUGUUGCUGGAGAUCAUAUCUCAUCUGACAGUGCUGCCGGAGGCUGCGCUUGCUAUGACCAACAAGCGCAUGUUUGCAAUCUCCGGAGAGAUUCUACUCUCGAAGUCCCUCCGAUUCAGCCGCGAUUUUGCACCACUUUUCCAUCACUACCGCAAUGGACAUAACUUCGUCACACCCCGGUGGUCAUUCCUCAAUUUGUUGGAGAACUCCCGCUGGAAACUAUGCUCCAAGUGUUUGAAACUCCACCCUCGGGCUGCAUUCUCAUCUAGAGAGCUGAGGCGGAAGCCAGAGAACCGAACAUGCAAUAUUGGAGAGUUAGCAGGGGUCGUCGAUCUGUGCCCAUGCAAGAAAUUAACUUUCCGUGACAAACUCGAUCUCGCGGAUCAUGUUCGAGUGCGACAGGUGACGCUGCAAGCCUUGAGAUCAGAAUUCGGACACGCCGUUGACGACCGCUACUGCUGGCAUACAUGCACCGAACAGUAUGGCCCAACCGAGCUGAAGACAUCUUUGUUUCCAGAAAUCAAUGCCGAUAACCAGCUGGUUCUCCGCACGGAAUACCAACUCACCACCGAGUCAGGCCAGGUUGGCAAGGAAGAUUAUAUGACACCACGCUUCGGAUGUGCACAUCGGUCGGUCGACUUGUGGGUCUCGAGCGUUCACCAAACGACUAUAUGUCGCCUCUUCGACUCUUUCUGCUCAUCCUCUGACCGCCCUGGGGUUUCUCCGGACCGACACGAGGAUCCACGCUCACCAUCUCGCGCGUUCGACUUAAUACUCGGAUUAUACGAGUAUUGUCUCUUUGUCGGGGCGAUGAGCUUCCCACCACCUGGUCCCGGCCAAUACCCGCAUUAUUUACCGCCGCCGCAGUAUCAGCACGGGCAAAUCCCCCCGCCGAUACUGUAUAGUAAUGUCGGUCCUCCUCCCCCAUACGAUAGCAAUGGCAAGCCCGCAAUGUACCCUUCGACUAUGACACCAUAUCAUUACCCAUCGAUGUAUACUCCACAGCCGCAGCGACAGCAGCAGCAGACGCGUCCUCCUCCGCAAACUCCCCCGCGACAGCCGCAGCAAUUACCACAUCAAUCUCUCCAACCACGGCCACAGCCAGGACCACAGCCAGGACCACAGCAGCUUCUCCCACAACUACAAUCCCCCCCUCCACCUCAGCCUCCUCCUCCCCCGCCUCCGCCUCAAAUCCAACAAGAAGAGCUACAGCAUCAGUUUGUCAAUCCGGCUCAACUGUUUGUACAACAACCUCUGCCUACUGCUCCGCGAUCCCGAUACACUCAACUCUCUCCUCAAUAUGGCGAGCCACCUUUUGUCCCGAGUGCUAGUCCCCCUAAAAUAGCACCGGCUACUUUGCCAGCUCCGCCGCCAGUCGUGCCUGUUCAUGUUGCUCCUGCCCCACCUCCUAUUAGCCCUAAGCUAAACACCCAAAGAAUUCAAGGACAAACCAAUAUCAAUACACCGCAAACACACCCUAUUAUCAAAUCCGAACCCACGCCAUCCAAGAUCUCUCCCAAAGUAGAGCCUCGGAAAAUACUAUCUACCCCUAUUGCGACGCCGAAACGACCCCAGCCUGCUCCAUCACCAGUGACACAUGUUACUCCGCAAGUCAUGAUACCGGCUCCUUCUCCAGUUGUCCAAGCAAGGAUCCAAGCCCAGACUCCACAGAAGCAACCUCAACCACAGCAUAUUGAAAAGAAGAGACAGCAGGCCCCACCAAAUGCCGAAAAGCAUGGAAAACCCACGCCUGCGAAGUCUAUGAAGCCUCCAGUCGACUAUCAGGUUUUGCUGUUAUCCCUGGCUGAUGAAUAUCUAAAUGCUGCUCAUGCUCGCGGCACAAGUACAUCGUUGGCCGCCCGUGAGGCAGACGUUGAGGAAUAUUACAAACUGGUUGCUACCGGACUGGGCUGCUUGGAGGCUGUUUUGAAGAACUGGCGAUUGCAACCUCGCAAAGAAGCUCUUGUUAGACUUCGCUAUGCGCGUACAUUGUUUGAGGAAACGGACAAUGACAUCGAAGCGGAAACAGCAUUGAGUAAAGGGAUCGAUCUGUGUGAACGAAACCGUAUGCUUGACUUGAAAUACAGCAUGCAGCACCUCCUCGCACGAAUGCUCCACAAGAGUAACCCUAAAGCUUCCCUGAAAGCGGUCGAUGGGAUGAUUCAGGAUGUGGAAGCGUACCGCCAUGCCGCAUGGGAGUACGCAUUUCGUUUCCUUCGAGUAUCACUCUCGUUGUCAUCUCCGUCGCACCAAGACUCCGUGCAAGCGCUACAGCAUCUUCACAAAAUCACAGCUAUGGCUAGCCGUAAUGGGGACAAGGCUGUUUCAGCAAUGGCGGCUGUCAUUGAGUCACUCGCACACUUGCAGCAAGCGACAAAUUCCGAUUCUAUCGAGCAGGCGCAGCGCGCCGUCGCAGCAGCGCGAAGCCAUCAGUUGAAUGAUGAACUUCGCCAUAUACCUCAACUUACAACCUUAAUUCAAAUGGUCGAUAUCUGCUGCAGUCUUCUAGAGUACGACGUCAACCAGUCUGGACAAAAGCUGAAGGUUAUGCAGGCUUUGAUGGAUGAGACGCUCAGCGACAGCAACUGGCGGCCCGAUGGGUCAUUUUCGGUCCCUCUCAACGGUAAAUCCGCUGGGCCGUCGUCCAUUGACACAGGUGACAUUUUGCAGGUUCAUAAUGGGACAUUACUCUUAAGCUUCAACUGGCUUCCCCAGCACGAUCUUUAUGCGCUUUGCUAUUUCUUAAGCUCAAUCACGCUCAGUGCGAAGAACUCAUAUGAUGGCCGGAAAGCAGAGAAAUAUCUUGAGGAAGGACUUCGAAUGGUUCAAGGGAAUUUCAAGGCCCCCCAAGAAAUUUCUGAAUCCAUGGUCAAUGCCAAUCGUCGGGUUCAAUGGCGCCAGUCUCUUUACUGCAACCUUCUCCUUCAGCGAGUCUUCCUGGCGUGCGCUCGAACCGAUUGGGAUCUUGCCAGCCAGACUCUUAACGAUCUUCGACAGGUCUUCCAGGAGCUUGGUUCCAACCUUCCGGACACCAUCGAAUGUCUGAUGGAAUAUGCUGCGGGCACCAUCGCACAGGCAACUGGCGAUCUCAAGACCGCUCUGGACAUAUUCCAAUCACCAACUUUGUCACUAGAUCCCGGUACUAGCAAGACAGGACGCAAUGACCCAUGUCGUGAUACGCGCAUCCUCGCCGGUCUCAACACAGUCCUUAUCCUCCGUGAUCCAAAUCACCCAUCACACUCCCUGCUAAGCGCCAUUCUAGCAACCCUCGAACCCUUCUGCCAAAGCAGUCCAAACAAGUACAUACAAGCUGCCUACUUCUUAGUCUGCGCAACCGUUCACUCCGAGUCGACUAUUCAAACAAAACAGUACCUCCAACAAGCUCUGCAGUCCGCCACCGCAAUCAGCAACAGCCAAAUCACCUGCAUGACCCUAACAUUCAUGAGCUGGAAGUACUUCCGUGGCGUGGUCGGCGAGCAAGCCGAGAAAAGCGCUCGAGCCGGCCGUGCAAUGGCCAAACGUGCCAAUGACCGUAUGUGGGCGAGCGUCACCGACGACAUGCUGGCUGAGACUCUGGAGCGACAAGGCAAGGGCGAGGAAGCGCAAAGCGUCCGCGAAGAAGGCCAACGCUUAGUCUCGGGUCUUCCCCCUCGUUUGAGACGUCCUGCCUAA
Messenger RNA from Penicillium griseofulvum, 3801 nucleotides. RefSeq lists its product as uncharacterized. Lineage: Eukaryota; Fungi; Ascomycota; Eurotiomycetes; Eurotiales; Aspergillaceae. The transcript is spliced from 6 exons. Gene Ontology annotation, biological process: maintenance of mitotic sister chromatid cohesion; mitotic sister chromatid cohesion. The record is from RefSeq and is a predicted model, not a curated record. Gene Ontology annotation, molecular function: protein binding; double-stranded DNA binding. Gene Ontology annotation, cellular component: SMC loading complex; chromatin. The coding region runs from base 1 to 3801 and encodes 1266 amino acids.